Nematocida parisii ERTm1 is the source of this 3073-nucleotide messenger RNA. RefSeq lists its product as uncharacterized. Gene Ontology annotation, cellular component: Smc5-Smc6 complex; nucleus; site of double-strand break. Gene Ontology annotation, molecular function: single-stranded DNA binding; ATP hydrolysis activity; damaged DNA binding. The transcript has a single exon. NCBI's taxonomy places the organism in Eukaryota, Fungi, Microsporidia. Bases 1 to 3066 code for a protein of 1021 amino acids. Gene Ontology annotation, biological process: double-strand break repair via homologous recombination. The record is from RefSeq and is a predicted model, not a curated record.
AUGCGAAAUGAAACUGGGUGCUUUCUGCAGAACAUUCAGCUAGUAAAUUUUAUGUGCCACGAUAAUUUGUAUGUGGAGUUUACUAAAAAAGUGACAUGCAUUGUUGGUAAUAAUGGAAGCGGCAAGUCUGCCAUUAUGAUUGCAGUCGGUGUUUUGUUUGGAGUAAGAGCUACUGCUAUGCGGGGAAAUUCGUACAAGCAGUAUAUAAAAACCGGAGAGGAUUAUUCUCUAAUAAAAGCAGAGAUAAAAGUGCCUGGUGCCUCUGAAGAAUCGAAAAGUAUUAUUAUUGAAAAAAGACUUUCUCCAGAAAGCUCUCGAAUCAGAAUAUUAAUUAACGGCGAGGUUGCUGGGAAAACACAAGAUGAUCUGAAUACGUUAACUGAGCAACUUAGAAUAAAUCUGAAAAAUCCUGUGUGUUUCUUAACACAGGACCAGUCUAAAAAGAUAUUAAAGGUGCACAAUUUAAAGAGCAUCUACGCCUUCUUUAAAUCGGCAACUGAUAUUGAAAACAUUGAGGACAAUCAGGUGCACGAUCAGAACUUAGUUCUUGCGAUAAAGCAGUCACUGGAUUCAGUAAGUGAGCGGCAGGCAAAUAAAGAAAAAACUCUUGAGGCGGUAGAAAAUAGGCUAAAGUUAAAGGAAGAAAUGCAUAGUGCAGAGGAAGCAAUUAGAAGGCUUAAAGUAGAGCAUGCUUGGGGUAAAGUCCACAGAGAAGAGAAAAAAAGAAUCGAGGCAGAAAGAGAGAGGGAGGCUCUAUUGAAUAAGUACUCUACAAUGUCGCAGACAAAAAAAGAGCUGCUUAGCAAGAUAGAGGAGACUACCGGAAAACUCUCUGAACUUACACAGAAAAGAAACUCUCUCCAGGUUAGGCGAGAGGCUAGGUUUGAUAUAAUAAAAGAGGGCAUGGCAAAAAACGAGAGAAGAAAGACUGAAAUCUCCAAAGAACUUGACCAGUACACAUAUGAAAUAGACCAGCUGUCUAAGAAGAUAGCGACUAUAGAACAGAUCCUUGGCAGAUCAAGCGAGUCUGAGAAGAGCGAAGAGACAGAAGAAGUUCUAAUGGAAAGUUUAAAGCUGCUAGAGAGUGAAAGAGCAAAGAAUGAAAAGGAGCAGAUGAGCCUAGAAGUAAAAAAAGCACAGAUUGAGCUAACAAUUGGGAAAAUUCAGAGGGAGGUAGAUGGCUUAGUACAACAGAACGUUAAAAGAGAAGGGAUUCUUCAGUCAUACCGGCAGCAUGACCCAAUAAAGUUUUAUGGAAGUGCAAUGGAAGCUGCAAUUUCUGAAAUAAAGCAAAGAAAGCUGGAUGUAAUAGGGCCAAUUGGGCUGGAGAUAUCUGUAAAGGAUAAGAAGUGGUCUAAGGCAAUCGAGUCUGCACUGGGCAGCUGUGUAUUUGGAUUUAUUCUUCAUUCACAAGAAGUAAAGACUGAAGUGACAAAUAUUUUUAUUAAGUACCGCGUACAAAAAUAUCAGAUCUAUCUAACAAAACCACAAAAAGAGAGAGCAGAAGAUAGAAUAUUUGAAAAAGCCAUGAAAGUGGCUCAGAGUAGUCUUAUGCAGGCGAGCAUGCAUGUUUCUUCUCCUGUGACAACAGUGCUGUCUCAGAUACAGAACAGCAGUGCUAUAGUGGUAGAGCAGCUAAUUAUUCUUUUGGGAAUAGAAAAGAUUGGGCUUCUAGAGAAUCGAAGGGAUGGAUACUUACUUCUGCAGAAAAAGGCUGGAUUUGAUUUUUUCUUAACUCCUGCGCCAGACAGAAUUCAGUAUGUUGGGACUAGUUUGAGUGACAUGCGGUGCACUGUUCGAGAGAAGCAGCUGCUUGUUUCAAAGGAGGGGGAAAAGGAGCUAAUGCAGGAAAUCGAAAACACUAAUACAAAGAAAAACGAAAUAGCAGGCAGAUUAUCUGAUUUAUCAAAGGAAUCAAGGGAUAUACAAAAAACACUACAGACGCAUUUAGAUAUACAAAUAGUUCUGCGGAAUAAAAUAGCGAAUCUGGAUGAAAGAAUAACUCGAAACAAGAAAGCGCAGGGAGACCAGCUGCAGAUAGAAUACAAGCAGUAUUUAGAAGAAAUGAACAAUAUUCAAAAGCAGAAGAGCUCAGUGAAUGAGACGUAUAAAGAGGUUCUUUCUGAAAUAGGCAAGAAUCAGAGAGAGAUAAUAAAAAUACAGGAAGAAACAGAGUAUGCCAGAGAAGAAGAAGAUCAUUUGUAUAGAAAAGAAUUAAAGGGCCGUGCCCAGGAGAAUGAGCAGCUCAAACUUGCAGUGCAAGAAAAUGAAGCAGAGCUAGGCAGUCUCCAAAAAAGAAUAGACCGCAUGAACAUAGAUCUAGAAGAAAUGCACAAAGAGUGCCAGGUUCUUAGAGAAAGUGCUAUGGAUUUAUCUGACCAGCAGGUCCUUAUUGUUGAAAAGGAGCCUGGUGAGAUAGAAAAAGAAAUUAUCGAUCUAACUGCCAAGACAUACGCCUAUUCUACCCAGCCAUCACUAUUUGAAAUUGGCGACAUAAGUGAAGAGCUCCAAGACGAUGAAGAGCAGCGAAUUCUUAAAGAAAAAAAGAAAGAGCUAGAAUGCGAAAUAUCUAGAAUUACAGAAAUACUGCAGGAAAACAGAGAUGAAAUUAAAGAAAUAGAGAAGGGGACUCUGGAGAGAGUGAAAAAAAGAGAAAGCUUCACAUAUCAGCUGUCUGACUCAAGCAUGCAGAGCUUCUCUGACCUAAUGCGUAUGCGGGAAUACACUGGAACAUUGGAAUAUAAUCACAAAAAGGAAGAGCUUGACAUAAAGGUAAAAAUAAGCAAUAAGUCAAAGGGAAACAAAAGCUCUCUCAGCGGAGGAGAAAGAUCGUUCUCUGGCAUUUGCUUUCUUCUUUCGCUAUGGCCUCUUAUUUCCUCUCCCCUCCGAAUUCUUGAUGAGUUUGAUGUGUUCAUGGACGGGCUUAAUAGAAAAGCAGCUCUUAACUUAAUAUUUGAGGCGGCUAGGCGGAUUAAUACGCAAAUUAUCAUUAUCACACCGCUUGGUGUGAGCAACCCACCUGAAGACAUAUGCAACGUAGUUACUCUUAAACCACCCCAGCGGUAGUCCAUCA